ACAGCUGCUGCUGUUUCAACGCUACGCCGUGCUGGGUUGUCGCAACACGCCCCCUCCUUCCGAUCAGUCGAUUAGCUCUCGCACCGAGCUUCUCUCCUUAGACACGAUAUAAGUUACCGUCUCAUCUCCUCAAAACCCACCCUUUCGUUCUUUACAUGAAUGACAACGUCCCGCCCCGUCAUCACCCUCUCUCUACGCUUCGAAACCCACACAAUACAAUCAGUCGUCCAACUUUGGAAGGAAGGCCACGGUAGUAGGGAAGAAAUCACCAGCCGUGGUCGUAGUCGCGGGUUCUAUAUCACAUUACUUAUUGAAUCAGCCCUUUCCCGGGGGCUCGUUUGCUCGAGUUAACAAAUCAUGGCUACUUCCAAUAACGCCCCUUCUGUCGCAUCAUCAUCAUCAUCAUCAUCAUCAUCAUCAACAACUGCUGGCAGUUUUGUUGAUGCGUCCGGAUAUAAAUUCUCCGAGAAGGAUGUGAAACCCGGGAAGAUCAAGUUGAAGAAGUCGGCGAAGCUGGGAGGUAGGAAGAAGGCUGAUGAACCCCCCGCCUCCCCCGGCUCAUCCCCGAUUCUUCCGGAGAUCGACGAAAAGACUAUGGCCGCCUUCCCGACGGGCAAGCCGCGAGAAGAAGAUCAUCUGGAGACGGUCAUCUGUAAGACCUGCAAGAGGCCGGUCCUCAAGCAGAAUGCCGUGGAACACAUCCGCGGGUGUAUUCGAGCGAAGCAGGAGAAGGCGCGCCAGCGGAAGGAGGCGCGCGAUGCGGCGAAUCGGGCCAAGGCCGGUGAUAAGGAUGAUACCGAGGAGGUGGGCGUGGGCGGCGCCGGCGGUGCUGGAGGGGGACCCGGCGGGGAGAAAGGGGAAGGUGGAGAGGAUUCGUCGAUGAAGGGCCAGAAGGGCGCGAAGAAGAGCGCCGUCAAGGGGAUGGCGGCGGAGAUCGGGGCGAAGAAGGGCACGAAGCGGAAGACGGAGGCCGGGGAUGGCGACGACAAGGAUAGCAAGGAGCCCAAGACGAAGAAGAAAAAGAAGGAGGAGCCCAAACCGAAGACCGCCAAACCGAAGGGUCCCGUGGAUGUCGAGAAACAGUGCGGUGUUACUCUGCCGAAUGGGGCCCAGUGUGCGCGCUCUUUGACUUGUAAGAGCCAUUCGAUGGGUGCGAAGCGAGCGGUCCCUGGACGUUCGUUACCAUACGACAUGUUGCUGCAGGCGUAUCAGAAGAAAAACCAGGCGAGGCAGCAGAAGGCUGCUAUCGACGCCAACGCGCCGCUGCAGGACGAGCAAGAUAAUAACGGUCCGGUCGACUCGGAUGAAGAGAAGGAUGCCGUGAUGGCGGCGAUCACGCGCUCACAUCCACAGCCUCUUGUCAGUCACACCUUGAUCUCGACCAAGAAGAAGUACCAGUACGUGCGCAUCAAAGAGAUGCUGUCGCAUGCUCUGGGCGGCUCGCGCGGCGGUGGCCUCUUCUCGACCGGCGACAACACCUCAUCUACGCCUUCUCUGUUCUCCGAUGGGAACCUUUUCACCCCCGUGGACGAAGUCGACAUGGCUUUACCGGUCUCUGCAACUGUGCCGGAUAAUGCGACAGAUGCUGAUACGAAGACUCCGGCCGCACCUGCGCCCAAGAAACUUUCCGUGGCGGCAAGCUCGUGAGGUCUUGGUCCAGGCAGGUGCGUGGGCAAAUGGUUUAUGAAUUCAGUCAUUUUUCCGUGUUGGAUGGGUUCUUCAUGUUGCUGCCCAGUGGUAUUUAAGGGGUUACAAAACGGCGAUGGGUCAGCGGUUGGAGGUUGGACGGGUUGGGGGACGGCGUUUUAAGGAUGAUUCAACUUUGCUGCGCUCUUUUGACUUCUGUGAUGAUAUGAUACCCCGUGUUGAGUGUGUUUGGAUGCAUGCAUUGUUGCUUUACUUGGUGUACAGUUGUGUCCAAAAUGGGUUGACGUGUGAUUUGAUAGAGAUUCUAAUGCAACUUCACAUC
Aspergillus brunneoviolaceus CBS 621.78 is the source of this 1969-nucleotide messenger RNA. Its product is annotated as deubiquitination module subunit SGF73. The transcript has 4 exons. Gene Ontology annotation, biological process: regulation of transcription by RNA polymerase II; regulatory ncRNA-mediated heterochromatin formation; RITS complex assembly. The record is from RefSeq and is a predicted model, not a curated record. The coding region runs from base 358 to 1647 and encodes 429 amino acids. Gene Ontology annotation, cellular component: SAGA complex. NCBI's taxonomy places the organism in Eukaryota, Fungi, Ascomycota, Eurotiomycetes, Eurotiales, Aspergillaceae.